Molecule: messenger RNA, 1113 nt
Organism: Ambispora leptoticha
Lineage: Eukaryota; Fungi; Glomeromycota; Glomeromycetes; Archaeosporales; Ambisporaceae
Source: the annotation of a GenBank genome assembly
AUGAGCGCAAAUGUCCUUUCGAGGUCUAGCACCCUACUAUUAUCGUUUUUCCUAUGUAUUUUUGUUACGUCAGAGUCGCUGUUUGUAGGUUUCGCGAACUCGCGAGAAGAAACCAAACCAAACUCGACAAAGAUGAUUUUUCUGGCGGAACUUGUGAAAAUGACUUUGUCGAUCAUUUUUCUAAGUAUUGAACUUUGCUGCUUUUCGAACUCGACAUCACUACUACCGCGAUAUACUUAUCUUGGGCGAUCAGCACAAUAUGAAGGAUUUAAACAUUUAUUACGAAUUCUCGCAAGCAUAUUCACCUCAUACAAAACAUUAUUGUUCGGAAUUCCUGCGCUCGCCUAUUUCAUAAAUAAUAAUCUAACCUUUACUAUAUUAAGUAUGAUGGACCCACCGACAUUCUCGGUGCUUAGCAAUUUAAAAAUUCUCACAACAGGAUUUUUCUCGUACUUGUUUCUAAAACGACAACUUAGUUCAUUCCAAUGGAUUUCACUUGGUUUAUUAUUCUUCGGUGCGACAAUCGCUCAAAUAAAUUAUGAUCAAGAAAGCGCAUUUAAUUUGACCACAUCCACCUUAGGUCUUUUCUUAAUCUUCGUAUUUUCAUCAAUAUCAGCCGGUGCUUCAGUGUUUACUGAAUUCGUGAUGAAAGAUAAAUUUGAGAAUGAAUCAAUUCAUUUGCAAAAUAUCAAACUUUACUUGUUUGGAAUCUUGUUUAACGGAUUCGUGUAUUUUUCGCAAUCAUCUUCACGACAAGACACACUGGGAUUUUUUGAAUCAUUGCGUCCAAUUCACUUUUGCAUAAUAAUGUCGAUCUGCUCGAUGGGUUUAGUCACGUCGGCAAUUAUCAAAUACGCUGGAAGCAUUACAAAAGUAUACGCGGGUUCAAUGGCAAUGUUCUUUUCCACGUUUGUCAGUUAUCUGUUACUCGAUUUUCAGCCGACUGCUUGGUUCUUCAUGGGCGCAUUUUUAUGCUGUAUCGCCGUUCAUAUGUAUUACACAAAUCCUGUAGUCACCACUAAUAAUGGUUCACUCACGCCCGAUGGUCAUUACGAUGAAAAAGAAGUAAUGUAUGAACAAUAUUUUGAAGAUGAUGAAAUGAGAGAACAAUGA